AUGACGGCCAGUGGAUGGGCAUCCCCUGCUUCGGUUCUUGGGGUGGUCUUCACCUUCACCCCGCUCGCAGCUAUUUGCGUGGGUCUUCGGCUCUGGACUCGCAUCUCCAUCGUGCGAUCACCUGGUUGGGACGACCUUUGCAUCGUAAUCGCCAUUUGCUUCACACUCGUGGAUGCCAGUUGCCAAGUUGUCAAAGUGCACUACGGCCUGGGCAAGCAUGCAAGCGAGCUGACCCCUUAUCAAACAUAUCAUAUCGAGAGGGCCUUUUGGGUCGCCACUUGGAAUUACUACCUUGGACUCGGUUUUGCGAAGCUGUCUAUCGUUUUGCAAUGUCUGCGCAUCUUUGGUCGUAGCCCAAGAUUCUGCAUCGCAGCCUACACCUUGGGAUCCAUUAUCGCGGUAAGGGACCAUAGCCUUACAUUUCUAAACAUGGACUGACUCCCAAACUAGGUGUUCACCCUGUGGACGGCUUUUCAGUCGAUAUUCAUAUGCUGGCCGAUCCCUCAGUACUAUCAUCUUACGUUCGCCUGGACAGAUCAGCUGCUGAUUGUCUCCACAGCUUUUGGGACCGGGAAGUUCCAGGGAAGUGCUUGCCCCGUCUAGCACUAUGGUAAGCUGGAUCAAGAAGCAUCAGGCGGAAAAUGUUGGAAUGGAGCAAGCUGACCUUGCCUGUUGUGUCAGGUUCUUCAACGCUGCCUUUUCGAUCGUUACCGACACGGCGACUGUCAUCCUGCCGAUGCCAAUUGGUAAGAACAAGAUCAAGCCCUUGCAGCAUGUCUUUGUGUUGCGUAUCUGUCUCGUAAACGAUGAAUUCGUACCCAGAAGAUUUGCUUUGCCCGAUUGCAAGUAACUCGAACAUCCCUAACGCUAUCUACGCCAGUCAACAAGCUCCAAAUGCGGACAAAGGAGAGAAGAGUCGUCCAAGCCGUGCUCGCACUUGGUGUAGUCAUCUGUACAGUGUCCUGCGUCCGUUUCUACGGCCUCUACGCCAUCGCCGUCAGCAACGAUCCAGCACACGACAACCCUCAAGUCGCCAUUCUGUCGAACCUAGAGGCCUCCGUGGGCAUCAUUGCCGCCUGCGUUCCGACACUGAAGGGCUUGGUCACUCGCUACUCUCCAAAGAUCUGUACGACACGAGGAGACUCGUCGACCGAUCCCGCUUCGGUCGAGCUGAGUGCAGGCAAGUCGCAGGCAAGCUACACGGUGCUUAUAGAAAGAGGCAAUGCGAACCGAUUGUCGCGACUGGCAGGCAGGUCUGUUCCAAGAGCAUGUGUCGCGGAGACAGAUGACUCUCAGUGGGAUACUCCCAGACAGCUUUCGGACGUGUCAAUGCAGGACCACGGCGAAGAGAAUGAGAUCCGAGUCGUGACCACGGUUGAGCAGUCAGAGCGAGAUCGAGGGCUUGAGUGA
Lecanosticta acicola is the source of this 1410-nucleotide messenger RNA. NCBI's taxonomy places the organism in Eukaryota, Fungi, Ascomycota, Dothideomycetes, Mycosphaerellales, Mycosphaerellaceae. The record is from the annotation of a GenBank genome assembly.